UGCAUACACACAAUCAGCAAUUUAAAAACAAUUAUACAUAAUUCAGUGUUAAAAUGAUAUGUUAAAAAUUACAUGCCUGGGCUGUGAAAUGGCAUCGAAGCAACACUCAGGAUCCUCCCCCCUUUCCCCUGGAGAGGAAACAGCCACCAUGCAGCCAGCUCAGGGGCUGGUGACCUUCGAGGAGGUGGCCUUGCAUUUUACUGAGGAGGAAUGGGCCCUGCUGCAUCCAGGCCAGAGAGCUCUUUAUGAGGAAGUCAUGGUGGAGAUUCAUGAAAUGAUCACCUCUCUGGGAGAUGUCUGGGGGAUCACGGCUAAGGGGGAACCAUCAGAAGGGUCACCAAAAAGAGCUGAGGAGCAGGAGGAGGAACGGAAAUUGGGGGAUCAAGAUGGAGCAAAGAGACAAGAGAGGAGACAAACGCAGGAAAAGGAGGAUGAAUCCAGAACUUCUCAGGGUGGUGAAUAUACAAUUCAAUGGGAAACUCAUCACCUAAAAGAAACGAGAAUGUCUCCUGAGUGCAGAAAAAUCUUCAGUUUUCAAAAAAACCUAAAUACACAUCAUGGAAGGCGUGCGACAGAGAAACAAUACAAAUGCUUGAAGUAUAGGAAGGGAUCUUUUGAUAAAUUGAGCCUUGUUAGACAACAGAUAGUUCACACCAGAGAGAAACCAAGUACAUCCUUAGGCUGUGGGGAAAGUAUCAGUCAGAGUGAAAGUCUUGCUUCCAGUCAAGUAAACCAUAUUGGGGAGAAACCACAUAAAUUCUCCAAAGGCAAGAGCUGUACUGACUUGUCCAUGAUUGGUAGUCAUGAGAGAAUCGACACAGCAGAGAAAUCCUCUAAAUGCUUGGAGUGUGGUAAGAUUAUCAAAGGUUAUAACCUGGCUGGACAUCAGAGAAGUCACACAGGGGGAAAACUUUAUACGUGCCCUGAUUGUGAGAAGUGUUUCAGCCAGAGGUAUAAUCUGACAAGAGAUCAGAAGAGUCCCAUAGGAGACAAAUCAUAUGCAUCCCUGGAAUGUGGAAAGAGCUUCAGUCAGCAUGGCACCCUUAUUUCUCAUGAAAGAACUCAUACAGGGGACAAACCUUAUAAAUGCUUGGAGUGUGAAAAGAAUUUCAGUCGGAGUAGCACCCUCAAUUUACAUCAAAGAACUCAUUCAGGGGACAAACCUUAUAAAUGUUUCGAGUGUGGAAAGAGCUUCAGUCAGCUUGGGCACCUUACUUUCCAUCAAAGAACUCAUUCAGGGGACAAACCUUAUAAAUGCUUGGAGUGUGGAAAGAGCUUCAGUCAGAGUGGCAACCUUUCUUCGCAUCAAAGAACUCAUACAGGGGACAAACCUUAUCAAUGCUUGGAAUGUGGAAAGAGCUUCAGACGGAGUAGCACCCUUACUUCGCAUCACAGAACACACACAGGGGACAAACCUUAUAAAUGCUUGGAGUGUGGAAAGAGCUUCAGUCAGAGUGGCAACCUUUCUUCGCAUCAAAGGACUCAUACAGGGGACAAACCUUAUCAAUGUUUGGAAUGUGGAAUGAGCUUCAGACGGAGUAGCACCCUUACUAAACAUCAAAGGAUUCAUACGGGGGAUAAACCUUAUAAAUGCUUGGAGUGUGGAAGGAGCUUCAAUCAAAGUAGCACCCUUACUUCACAUCAGAGAACUCAUACAGGGGAGAAACCUUAUAAAUGCUUGGAGUGUGGAAAGAGCUUCAGUUACAAGGACACCCUUACUAAACAUCAAACAACUCAUACAGGGGACAAACCUUAUAAAUGCUUGGAGUGUGGAAAGAGCUUCAGUCAGAAUAGCACCCUUACAUUGCAUGAAAGAACUCAUACAGGGGACAAACCUUAUCAAUGCUUGGAAUGUGGAAAGAGCUUCAAUCGGAGCAGCACCCUUACUUUGCAUCAAAGAACUCAUACAGGGAACAAGCCUUAUCAGUGCUUGGAGUGUGGAAAGAGCUUCUGUCAGAAUAGCACCCUUACUUCGCAUGAAAGAACUCAUACAGGGGACAAACCUUAUCAAUGCUUGGAAUGUGGAAAGAGCUUCAAUCGGAGCAGCACCCUUACUUUACAUCAAAGAACUCAUUCAGGGAACAAGCCUUAUCAAUGCUUGGAGUGUGGAAAGAGCUUCAGUCAGAAUAGCAACCUUUCUUCGCAUCAAAGAACUCAUACAGGGGACAAACCUUAUCAAUGCUUGGAAUGUGGAAAGAGCUUCAGUCGGAGUAGCACCCUUACUUUGCAUCAAAGAACUCAUACAGGGAACAAGCCUUAUCAAUGCUUGGAAUGUGGAAAGAGCUUCAGUCGGAGUAGCACCCUUACUUUGCAUCAAAGAACUCAUACAGGGAACAAGCCUUAUCAAUGCUUGGAGUGUGGAAAGAGCUUCAGUUUCAAGGGCAACCUUACUUCACAUCAACAGAUUCACACAGGAGAGAAACCAUAUAAAUGUGCAGACUGUGGAAAAAGCUUCAGGGUGAGCAUAAGCCUCACUAGACAUCAAAGAACUCACACGAUGGAGAAACCUUAUAAAUGUUUGGAUUGUGGAAAGAGCUUCAGUCAGAACUCUUGUCUUACUUCCCAUCAAAGAAUUCACACGGGGGAGAAACCAUAUAUAUGUUUGGAGUGCGGAAAAAGCUUCACUCAAAUUUCACAUCUUACUUUCCAUCAAAGAACUCACACAGGAGAGAAACCAUAUCAAUGUGCAGAGUGUGGAAAGAGUUUCAGGGAAUGCACAAGCCUAACUUACCAUCAAAGAACUCACACAGGGGAGAAAUCUUAUAAGUGCAUGGAGUGUGGAAAGAGUUUCACUACCUGUAAAUAUCUUGCUUCUCAUCAACGAAUUCACACAGUGGAAAAACCUUAUAAAUGCUUGGAGUGUGGAAGGAGUUUCACUCAGAGCUCUUACCUCACUUGUCAUCACAGAACUCACACUGGAGAGAAACCAUACAAAUGUGCAGAAUGUGGGAAAAGCUUCAGUCAGAAGUCAAACCUUACAUCACACCAGAGAAUUCACACAAGGGAGAAACCAUAUAAAUGUGUAGAGUGUGAAAAGACAUUCAGGGAGUGCACAAGCCUUACUUACCAUCAAAGAAUACACACAGAGGAGAAAUCCUAUAAGUGCUUGGAGUGUGGAAAGAGCUUUGCUACUAUUAAAUAUCUCACUUCCCAUAGACGGAUUCACACAGUGGAGAAACCUUAUAAAUGCUUGGAGUGUGGAAGGAGCUUCACUCAGAAUUCUUACCUCAUUUGCCAUCAAAGAACUCACACAGGAGAGAAACCAUACCAGUGUGUAGAAUGUGGAAAGAGCUUCAGUCAGAGGUCAACCCUUAUAGCACAUAAAAAAAUUCACACAGGGGAGAAACCAUAUAAAUGCCUGGAAUGUGGAAAGAGCUUCAGAGAGAACAGAAAAUGUACUUUACAUCAGAAAACCCAUGAACGAAAGAAAGCAUUUAAAAGCCUUAACUCUGGCAGGGGCUUCAGUCAGAGUGGGCAGCUUAUCAAACAUCCAAGAACUGACACAGAGGAAAAACCAUAUAAAUGCCUGGAGUGUGGAAGAAGCUUCAGUCAGAGUGCAAGCCUUACUUUACACCAAACAAUUCACACAGAGGAGAAAUCAUCUGUUGUUGUUAUAGUCUAUCAUUUUUAAGUCUCCUAAAAUCACUUGGUGGCAUAGGCUGCCCCUUCUAUGAAAAACGAUGGCUUUCCAAAAGGUGGAAACUGCAUUUAUGAACCAAGGACUUUCAUUUACCUAACUUCUCGGAUUCACUGUCCAGCUCUCUUUCGGCUACCUAGAGAAGUGUAACCCUGUGUGGUCACCUGGUUGCAGCCUCAGGCUUUCCUUACUCCAUCACCACAUUCUUCUUUCAUCUCUCACCUUCCUUGCUAGCACCAGCUGGAAUGGGAUGUGAACCACCUUUUGACCUUUUAGGUCAAGGAUGAGGAACCUGUGGCCCUUCCGAUGUUGCUGGAGUACAACUCCCAUCAUCCCUGAUCCCUAUCCAUGCUAGCUGGGGCUGAUGGAUGUUGGAGUUGAAUGCCUGGAGAGCCACACGUUCCUCAUCCCUGUUUUAGAUGAAAUAGUAAAAAGCAUUGGUGAGUCAUUUUUUCUCAGCAGAGAAUCUGAUGUUUUGUUUUGUUUUUAAUUAAUUUUUAUUCAAAUUUUUCAAAGACAAAACAAAACAAACAAAACAAAUUAAUUACUAUUACAAUAAAAACUAUUGACUUCUAUGAUAUAUAACAAACCUGUCUCUUAAUAAAAUUAUACAAUCACUU
This is a messenger RNA of Rhineura floridana, 4257 nucleotides long. RefSeq names its product zinc finger protein 721-like. Bases 59 to 3631 code for a protein of 1190 amino acids. Lineage: Eukaryota; Metazoa; Chordata; Lepidosauria; Squamata; Rhineuridae. Gene Ontology annotation, biological process: regulation of DNA-templated transcription. The transcript is spliced from 5 exons. The record is from RefSeq and is a predicted model, not a curated record.